UUUGAAAUUCCGAAGAAUAAUACCAUAGCUUACAUAAGCAAGGUUAACAUGCUAUUUUAUAGUUUUUGAGAGUAAUGCGUGCAACCAUUCAAGAUGGCGAUGUUGUGGUACAACCGGAUAACUUUACUGCUUGCUCUGGUCAAAACAGUCUGUUCUGUUAUUACAUUCGAGUGCAAUUUUGAUAGUGAUAGUUGUGGGUUUGUCCAGUCUACAGCCGACUCCUUCAAUCACAAGUGGGACAGAAUAAAAGGAAGGGCAUUAUAUAGCCCUUAUAAGUGCUGUCCAACUGCAGAUCACACUACAGGGUCAGGUUACUACUUUAUGUUCAAUGCAAGAGCCCACCGCUCCUAUGGCACCAAUGCCCAGGUCUACAAAACUAUAACAAUACCAGCGAAAGACAACAUAUAUAUGAGGUUCUAUUACUUUAUGUAUAGUGAUAUGAGUAAAAGUUAUGGAUCAAUGGGAACAUUGUUGGUUACUGCUGGUAGCACGAACAUCUUYUCUAAGACCGGCAAUCAAGGGAAAGGAUGGAAAAAAACAGACAUAAAGCUCACAAUGUCUGGAAGUAAAAGGUUUACCUUUAAAGCAAACAAAGAUAGAGAUCCGUAUGGAGACAUUGCAAUCGAUGACUUGUGGAUUGCAGAAUAUUACAAGGCGAACAUAACGAAUGUAACAGCCASUGCAACUGAAGUUUGUCUCAACGAGAACGUCAACCUYGAAUGUAAUACAUAUAAUGGAUUCCCAGAACAAGACGAGUAUCUCUUUUACAAGGAUGACCAACUKUUAGCAAGGGGCAACAACGCACUGAAGACAAUAAGCGUAAAAAGCUCUAUCGCUGGUAACCAUACAUACCAAUGUUCACCAAGCAUCGAUAUACUUGGACAGGCACCAAAUGAUACAAUCAUUAUAACUACACAUGCUCUACCGAGAGUUUCGAAUCCUCCUGGUAGAGUCAAUGUUAAUGAAGGUUCUAAAGUAAAUCUGGUAUGUAACGCGACAGGAAAUGGUCCUUUCACAAUUGUUUGGAAUAAGAAGAAUUCCAUUCAAACUUGGACCAGCAAAAACUACACAAUAGAAAGUGCUUCGGCYAGUAGCGAUCAUUAUAGUAAAUUCACCUGCACUGUGACUGAUGCCAAUGGAUGUAAAAAGACUUCACCAGAAACACUUGUCUAUGUAAACUACAAGCCGAAAAACACCAAUUUAUAUACUUCAGCGGGUACUAUAUGUGAGACUGGAAAAAUUUAUCUCAGUUGCUAUGCAAGCGCCAGACCAUCUGUCAACGAAUAUCGAUUUAUUUUGAAUGGAAAAGUGGUGCAGGCUGCUUCAACUCGUGUAAUUAAUAAACAGAAUACCUAUCCAGCGGGCUCCUAUAACUGGACAUGCUCACCGAAGAAUACAGUUGGUUUUGGACCAAAUACAACAAAAGAAAUCAUUAUCAAAGCGCCUCCAAACAUUACAUGGAUCACUUAUAAUCAGACGGUUGCUGAGGGAUCAAAGGUGAUUAUCUCAUGUAACGUGACCGGAAGUGAUCCCAUGACAAUUACAUGGAAAAAAGUUGGAAGUUCAUCAUCUCUUAGAAAUGGUCCGAGUCUCACGCUCGAAAAUGUGACGACCGCAGCCAUUGGUGGUUAUCAGUGCACAGCAAGCAAUGGUGGAAAAUGCGCAACGGCAACAUCCAGGCCGUCCUACCUUUACGUUGUGUACAAACCUAAGGGCACCAACCUUACCAUGUCUACUAACAGCACAUUAUGUCUUGAUGAUCUUAUAUCUUUGGAGUGCACAACUGACGCUGAUCCACCAGCUCAUCAGUAUUUGAUUUAUGUGAACGAUGAACUAUUAGAAACAUUCAAUACAACACGAAUAUCGUUCAAUACUUCAAUUGCUGGUAAUAACACAUAUAGAUGUCAGCCCGAAAAUACAGUAGGAUUGGGAGAGAGUGCAAGCAUCUUGAUCAAUACGAAAGCUCCUCCCAAUAUAACAUGGAUCACUCCCAAUCAGUCCACUCCYGAAAAGUUUGAAACCGUUGUGAUGUGCAACGUCAGUGGCAGUGCACCAAUGAACAUCGCUUGGAAUAAAUAUGGAUCUUCAUCGAAUUCCUUGCUCAGCAGCGAGGCCAAUCUAACCUUUAACUACCUAAUGAGGAAACACGAAGGAACGUACGAGUGUACKGCAAGUAAUGGCAACGAAUGUCCUAUCAUGCAAGCAACAACCUCCAUACAUGUCAUGUAUGAACCAACAGYCACUAUCGUCGAACGAUCCCUUACACUGAAAGAGAAAGAUGRCAUAGAUCUUACAUGCAAAARUGAUGGAGACCCUAAGCCAAACAUCACUUGGUCACGUGGCAAUGUCAUUCUUGGCACAAAUGAGAAGCUCAUUCUAUCAGCACAGAAGAGUGAGCCRGGGUUGUAUAAAUGUACUGCUAGCAACGGUAUUGGAAAAGAUCAAACAGCUACUACAAACGUGAUUGUUAAUGUUUGUCAAAGCGAAUGUAAGAAUAACGCGACGUGUCUGCGCACUGGGACAACAUUUCGCUGUUCUUGUCUUCGUGGCUUUCGGGAAAGAUUUUGCCAAGUUGUUGAUGUAGAAGCUAAAAAGUUUCAUGUAAAUUUGGUUGUUCUUUCAACUCCAUGGAAAGAAGAUCUUACAGAUUCGUCUUCAGUCGUCUUCAAGUCAUUUGAGAAGGACAUUUGCACAGAGAUGCGCAAUGCAUUUGGCCAGAAAAUGCUGUUAUGUAAACUCCUCGAAGCAAGCAAAGGAAGUGUUGUCACCAUCACCGAACUUGUCUUCAAUGGGACAAAGAUGGAGAGCGAAGUAAUGGGAACGUUAGCUAAUGCAACAGUCAACGGGACGCUGGGGAAACUUCUUCUAAAAGCGUCUGCAGGAUUCAAUGCAUCUGCACAAAUAGACGUAGAUGAUGUAUGUGCAAGUAAACCAUGCAAAAACGACGGCAAGUGUAUUGCCAAAAACAAUGGAUAUUCAUGUGAUUGUAAGCUUUUUCGAUUUGGAGAAAAGUGCCAAGAAGGAUUAAGUCUUGUCGUAGGUAUCAUUAUCAUCGUAUUCAGUUGUAUAGCUGUUGCGAUCAUGAUUCUU
Exaiptasia diaphana is the source of this 3090-nucleotide messenger RNA. Its product is annotated as titin. The transcript has 17 exons. The record is from RefSeq and is a predicted model, not a curated record. Gene Ontology annotation, cellular component: membrane. Gene Ontology annotation, molecular function: calcium ion binding. The annotation marks the transcript as partial. Lineage: Eukaryota; Metazoa; Cnidaria; Anthozoa; Actiniaria; Aiptasiidae.